AUGGGUGGUGGCUUACUCAUAAGCGUUGUCCUCCUGGGAAUGAUGUACCUGGAAGAGAGGAGACUUGUUCACCGGGACUUGGCAGCUCGUAAUGUCUUAGUGAAAUCACCAAACCAUGUGAAGAUCACUGACUUUGGGCUGGCCAGACUUUUGGAAGGGGAUGAAAAGGAGUAUAAUGCUGAUGGAGGGAAGAUGCCAAUUAAGUGGAUGGCUCUGGAGUGCAUACACUACAGGAAAUUUACCCAUCAGAGUGAUGUUUGGAGCUAUGGAGUCACUAUCUGGGAGCUUAUGACCUUUGGUGGGAAGCCAUAUGAUGGAAUCCCAACUCGAGAGAUCCCUGACCUCUUGGAGAAGGGGGAGCGGUUGCCCCAACCUCCAAUCUGCACUAUCGAUGUUUAUAUGGUGAUGGUGAAGUGCUGGAUGAUUGAUGCUGACAGUCGGCCAAAAUUCAAGGAGCUGGCUGCUGAAUUCUCUAGAAUGGCUCGAGACCCUCAGAGAUACCUAGUAAUUCAGGGAGAUGAUCGUAUGAAGCUCCCAAGCCCAAAUGACAGCAAGUUCUUCCAAAACCUUCUCGAUGAGGAAGACCUGGAAGAUAUGAUGGAUGCUGAAGAGUACCUUGUUCCUCAAGCUUUCAACAUCCCUCCUCCCAUCUACACCUCCAGGACAAGAAUUGAUUCCAACAGGAACCAGUUUGUGUAUAGAGAUGGUGGCUAUGCUGCAGAAGUGCCAAUGCCAUACAGAGCUCCUGGCUGCAUAAUACCAGAAGCCCCAGUUGCUCAAGGGGCCACAGCAGAGAUCUUUGAAGAUACUUGCUGUAAUGGCACGCUACGAAAGCAAGUGGCAACCCUGGCAAAAGAGGACAGCAGCACCCAGAGGUACAGUGCUGAUCCUACAGUCUUCAUACCUGAGCGGGUCGUCUGUGGAGAGCUGGAUGAGGAUGGGUACAUGACGCCAAUGCGAGACAAACCUAAAACAGAUUACCUAAACCCAGUGGAAGAGAACCCAUUUGUUUCCCGACGAAAGAACGGAGAUCUCCAAGCUGUGGACAACCCAGAGUAUCACAACGCUUCAAACGGGCAGCCCAAAGCGGAGGAUGAGUAUGUGAACGAGCCACUGUACCUCAACACUUUUGCAAACACCUUGGAAAACGCCGAGUACCUGAAGAACAAUUUGCCGGAGAAAGCCAAGAAGGCCUUUGACAACCCAGACUACUGGAACCACAGCCUGCCCCCACGAAGCACCCUCCAGCACCCAGACUACCUGCAAGAGUACAGCACAAAAUACUUUUACAAACAGAAUGGACGGAUCCGGCCCAUUGUGGCAGAGAAUCCUGAAUACCUCUCCGAGUUCUCCCUGAAGCCUGGCACUGUGCUGCCCCCGCCGCCCUACAGACACCGAAAUACAGUGGUGUAGAGACUGUGGUCUUACAGAAGUGGAAAGGCAACCCCUUCUAGCUGACUCACUCUUUCUCUCUUGCUCUCCUUUUCUCUCCCCUUCUUCCCUCCCUCCCUCCCAUGAGUUUCCUCUUGCCAGUUCACUCAUUUUUUAUAUUUCUAAGUGAAAGGAUGUCUUGGAGUUGUUUGCAGAUUCUGUUGGGAACCUGGAAGGAAGAAACGGAAAGAGACUGGAAGAAAGCGUGUACAACCUGGCAUUUCUCACUUUCCGCAGAUCCAGAGGAUCGGAUGGUCAGAGAAGCCAGACAGUACCAGUAAAGGCCAGUGGCAAUGUUGCCUGCUGUCUAGCUAGUUCUCAGUGAUUCAACCCAG
Molecule: messenger RNA, 1766 nt
Organism: Leptosomus discolor (cuckoo roller)
Lineage: Eukaryota; Metazoa; Chordata; Aves; Leptosomiformes; Leptosomidae
Source: RefSeq, a predicted model, not a curated record